AACCGUUGACAUCGUUUCCUAGCUCUUUUUGGAUUCCAUGCCCUUUUUCUCACCUUUAGAGAUUUGUUUGAUGCUGACUAGCAUUUAUUUCAUUGAAAUAAAAGCGAUUAUUUCGAGGAGAUGUUGUUUCCGUUGUCGUUUCUCUGUGCAGCGUAGACGCUUCUCCGAGAUGGUGGAGAUGCCUCAAGAUCCCUGUCAUUCCCUUAAUUUUGUUUAACUUUUGCACUCGAUAACGGUUCUAUCACAUACGCCGUGACACGGAAGUUCCUCUCCUUCAGUGGAGGUCCCAGCUCAUCAGUGACAGCUAGCGGAGGAGAAUCCCCUACAGCACUAGAAGCAAGGAGCGUCGCUGGUUCGGAAGGCACGCGGCCGCCAGCAAGGAGAAGAACCGCGGAUUACGCAUCAAAGUGAUAUUUUCGCAAUGGACCGCGAUCAGCGACCGAACCGACCGGUUGGCAGAGGUAAUCCUCGAUUCUUCGCCCCACCCGUAGCGGGAAAUCAAGCUUAUCGCCCGACGCAGCGAUUUGCUGCCCCGAAUGUCCAGAACGUUCAAAAUGCCGAAGGAAUGGAGGAAUUACCGUACGCCUAUGCGCCAAUGCGCUCCUGCAGGCGAUGCCAACAUAACACUAAUAAUCGGAAAUGUGUGGAAUGCACAUUGGGGCCGAAUUUCCGAUCGGAAAAUCCGCAGGUUACCGUAUCUCGUCUGUAUGACGAAGUGCUGCUACGCAGCUUGGAUGCCUACCGCACUAUCACAUUGCCAGAAUACUGGACAAUAGUCAGCGCCACGCCGUAUUAUUAUCGUGGCGUUUUUGACAGCGCGGUGCAGUUUAUCGGCGAGGGCACCGAUGAGUGGUCCUAUGCGAUUCACCCGGAAAAUUUCGGGCGAUGCACAGUGGAUUUGAUGAAGCGCGUAACUGCGCCACCGAAUCAGAUGAAUUUACAUGUAAUCAGCGAUUGUGGAAAUUUUGAGAUAUUUCCCUUGAAUCAAGAUAUUCAGUACUUGCCGGGCAGGGAUAAUUCCCAUAAUUUGCAGAAUUAUCCGACGAAUUUCGGCGGACAGCAAAUGCCGUCCCAGCAGCCAGCAUAUGGCCAAUGGCAGCCGCCAGUUAUGUUUUCACCGCAGCAGCCAUACCAGCAGCAAAGUCUGCCAUCAAUGGGAUAUCAGCAGCAACAGCCAGUUCGGUAUACGAAUAUGGCAUUACAAGUACCGCCGGGUGCUUUGCCACCGGAGCAUAUUGCUCAUUUGCAGCAGAGUCUUCCCAGCGGAAGCUAUCAAUACGAUCCGGAGACCAAAACCAUAACACCGUGUCCAUGGCCGGCUGGAACAGCACCGAAAGAGCCACAACAACGGCAAGCUAAUCCGUUGUUAGCGAAUCUUCCGCCACUGACCAGAAAACCGCCAGUGAAUCAACAACCGCCUUUAGAGUUGCUGCGAGUGCAAGCUGCGUCUGUAAGUGAACCAGUUUUCGAAUCUGAGCCGAACUCAGGCGCUAGUUAUUCUAGCAACACUAGCAAUGCUAGUGGUAAAGCUCGACAGAAAAUUACUUAUAACUUACCGAAUGUGGGGAAAACCCCAGAUAACUCGUUUGUGGAAGGCGAUAUUAUGCCCGGUAAGCUGAAUGCAGCUGUUAAAUUUCAGAGAAAGAAAACGCCGAACUGGAAUGUCCGCGCUACGCGCGGUGAACCAGUUAAAUACCAGCCAGAUGCAUCUGUAUUAUUGAUGCCCGAGCGUCAGACGCAUCCACAGUACAUCCGCCGUGAUAUCGACGUUAUUCGUCGGGACUUGGAUCAAUAUGUUGAUCGCGUUGUGUCAGUAAUUGGCACCGUUAACGCUGAUCAGCGAGCCGAAAUUGGCAAAGCCAUCACUGAUACUUUGGACUUACUCCAUACUAUCGGAUAUGAUCUCCGUAUACGGAACUCGAUCAACAUGUAUAAAAUCGAUUUGUUCCGUCAGAUGGAGAUCAGGCGAUAUGAAACGCUGCGUCGUUAUGGUUUACGGAGUGCGCUGGAUAUUUUCCAGCUAAAGGAAAAACUUAUUGAGAUUACCGUCGUCGAUUGGGAAUUAAUUUCCCAAUUUAAAAUUUUAUUUACUGAAGAGCCGGAGGAAUUCCUCCUUCAGUUUAUACUACCGGACACGGAUCCAGCAAAGUUCUGGUUUUUCUGCCGUGCCGCUUGCGCUAUGCAGCGUAAGAUAGCUCCCAUGAAAAUUACAUGGGAUACGAUCGCUAUCGGAUGGGGACUUAAGAAAUAUAUUCUGGUCAUCCUAUCCGCGCUUAUGGGCAAUUGCCAUGCUCAUCAUUAUGCCCGGACAUAUCGUCAGGCUGAGCAGAAUCGCCGAUUAAAGAGUUACGUUAAUCGUAUGGGGGAGCCUCUUAAUGAGGAACAACAGGCAAAAGUCCUCAACGAUCUGCUGCAUGUGAUGCAAGUUGAUGGACUGAAAACCGAAUCGAUCCAUAAGGGACACUACGACGGGAUCUAUGAUCUCAUUAAGCGAUUCGCCGAACGUCAGAAUCAGGGAAAGCGCAAAGUCGCUCUAAAUUCCCCUGACACUCCGUCAACCAGUAAAACAGUCCAGCCUGGACUGAAGAAACCGAUAGUGUCGAUUGACACUGUAAGAAGCGAAGAAACGCCGAAGACAGCUAACGCUGUGCCAGUUGUAUCGGACAGUACAGUAAAGACUGUACCAGCAACUGAUACCGUAAUCGCCGUACCGGCAGUAGUUACUGCGAAUACACCAGCAUCGACAAGCGGAACGCCGCAGAAUGAAGUAACCACGUCAGUAGAAUUACUGACAAUUCAGGAAACUCCUGAGAUAACGGAGCAGAAAGCUGCGAUGGAGACGGACGAGAAGCCGUCGCUAGAGAAUAAUUUUCUCUUCCCGUCCCGGCAAGCUUUGCGGGAAAAACAACGGGAAUUGAUAGCCGCCGAUAACCCGGAUAGGACUCUUCUGGAAUUGGACAUUUGUGUUGUCACGAUUCCUGACAACGACGAUGAGCCGUUGUAUUUUCUCAUCCCCGCAGCUGAGGUGGAUGUUGAUAUGUGUGAGGAUAGCGGCGAAGCUAAAGCUACGUCCGCCGUACUGAGCGAUGCUCUUAAUGUAUUGAAUGCGGAACCGCAGGUACAGAAGCCGUAAAAAGCAUUAAAUGCUAAAAUAAAAAUCGCCGUAGUGUACAACGUAUGUACUGAUAUUUAAUCGCCGUAAAUAACCCAACGAGUGCACCAGAUUGAAUUUAUUUCAAUCAUUACAGAGAUGAAUCGCCGAAAACGCACAAAUCAGUGCACAAAUCAGUUUCAGAAUUGCCGUAGUGCAUUAAUUGCAUAAAUCGAACGAAUAAAAUUGCCGUAGAUGCACUAAGUUGCACAUAUGUCGUGGAUCGACGCAACAAUGCGUAUGGUUGGAGGAAAAGCUCCGGAAUAAACCUGCAAAAUAACACGGAUUAAAACGUGUGGAAUGGGAUUCGCCCGGAUUAAUUUUACCGGAUUUUUGUUACGAGUUAUAACUCGUCUUGAUUAAUUAAACGCCGCAUUUUGCAGCGUGUGUUCUCACUAACCUGUGAUGGAAUAAAUUGGCACAAUUUUUUAAUAAAACCUGCUCAUUAUGUUGCAUUUAACAUGCAUUUCCUUGUUUUUCUCAUUCCUGUUUUUGAGCCUCAAGGGGCCUCGGCAUCCCGUCCCGUGGCAUGUCAGAGUGUUGUGCGUAUAGCACAGGGAUAUUGGCACGGACGCCUCACCAUCAUUGGCUCGGCUCACCAUCUGCCAGCUUUCCAAACACGACUGAUCGUGUUUGCCAUUCGAGUGCCAACCUAGGAACCGUUAACAUCGUUUCCUAGCUCUUUUUGGAUUCCAUGCCCUUUUUCUCACCUUUAGAGAUUUGUUUGAUGCUGACUAGCAUUUAUUUCAUUGAAAUAAAAGCGAUUAUUUCGAGGAGAUGUUGUUUCCGUUGUCGUUUCUCUGUGCAGCGUAGACGCUUCUCCGAGAAUCGUCUUCACAAAAUUAACGGAACCGUCAUCAUCGACGUCCACGUCUUAGCGCAUCGUGGCAAGAAAAAGCAUUUUCUGUAGCUGAGUGGCAUUGUCCGCUCCGCACUGCGAACAGGGCUGGAGGGCCCGUGCAUCGCUGGGUAUCCGUGCCGUACAUCCAGUGGUGUGGCAUU
Paramacrobiotus metropolitanus is the source of this 4153-nucleotide messenger RNA. RefSeq names its product BTB/POZ domain-containing protein 6-B-like. The record is from RefSeq and is a predicted model, not a curated record. Gene Ontology annotation, cellular component: cytosol. Gene Ontology annotation, biological process: neurogenesis. The coding region runs from base 422 to 3133 and encodes 903 amino acids. Gene Ontology annotation, molecular function: protein binding. NCBI's taxonomy places the organism in Eukaryota, Metazoa, Tardigrada, Eutardigrada, Parachela, Macrobiotidae. The transcript has 3 exons.